AUGCAAGCCACUACAAGCCAGGAGCCGGCCUCUUCGCCCAAGAUCUCUUCUAUUAUCCCGCCACUCUUAUUGGGUACGGCAACUUUCAACACCCAACAUGUCAAAGAUCCCCUUCAGAUGCCUUACAGACAAAUUGUCUCAAGGGCACUCGAACUGGGAGUAAAUGGCUUUGAUACAUCACCAUACUACGGACCUUCUGAAGUUCUGCUGGGUGACGCGCUGGCCGCUUACACCGCAACGACGAACAUUCCAAGGGAAUCCUACGUCUUGGUCACAAAAGCUGGUCGCAUCGCCGGCAAUGAGUUCGACUACUCACCCGCAUACGUGCGAUACUCUAUCCUUCGUUCUCUCAAACGUCUAAACACCAAUUACCUAGACCUCGUUUACAUGCAUGAUGUCGAAUUCGUUUCCCCUUCCGAGGUUCUUGCCGCCGUUCAAACGUUGAGAGCACUCCGUGACGAAGGAAAGAUCCGCUAUGUUGGCAUCAGCGGUUUCCCGGUCCAUGUCCUUUGCAGUCUCGCGGAGAUGAUCCUAGCAGAGACAGGAGAGCCGCUUGAUGCAGUUUUGAGCUACGGCCACUUCACUAUUCAAAACCCCACACUCGGUAUGCCUGAGGUUAUCGCUGGUGCCGACCACACGGAUGAUCAGAGCCCUCUCAGGAGAUUCCGUAAUGCCGGUGUGCAAGUCGUCCUCAACGCCAGUAUGUUGGGCAUGGGCUUGCUUACACAGGUUGGCAUCCCCACGGACUCGGAACAGUCUGAAGACAAGGCUGGAGUUAUUGCAAAGUGGCACCCUUCACCUUGCGAACUUCGCACGGCUUGCAGGAAGCUUUCCGUCAUGGCAGGCAAAGCUGGCCAGCGGUUAGAGACAAUCGCCAUUCAAUGGUCGCUUGAGGAGUACGCCCGUGUCGCUGCCUUGGCCGGUCUUGGGGUGCAACUGCCGGGCCAGGGAGGUUUGAAAGUGGGCAGCAGUGUCAUGGGUGUAACCAGCGUUCCUGAGCUGGAGCAAACAGUUUUGGCCUGGAACAAGGUUCUCGGUGGCCUGACUGCUGGUGGUGAGGCCGAUUCAGUAAAAGAUUAUGAAAAGCUCAAGACACUGGUUGAACAAGAUAUGUGGCCUGCACUGGGCGAAUGGAAGGGGUAUAGCUGGGCGAGUCCCGAUGAGGGAUUCCAGAAUGAGAGAAGUGCUGAAUUGAUGGGUGUGAUACCUGAGGAGGAUGAACUCAUGAAGAUAGUAACCAGAAUUUCUAGCAAUUUGUAG
Molecule: messenger RNA, 1260 nt
Organism: Colletotrichum truncatum
Lineage: Eukaryota; Fungi; Ascomycota; Sordariomycetes; Glomerellales; Glomerellaceae
Product: l-galactose dehydrogenase
Biological process (GO): dehydro-D-arabinono-1,4-lactone biosynthetic process
Cellular component (GO): cytosol
Molecular function (GO): D-arabinose 1-dehydrogenase [NAD(P)+] activity
Source: RefSeq, a predicted model, not a curated record